CUUUCUUUUAUGCAACACAUAACUCAUCUUUGCUUUUUAUUAUUUUUUAUCUUGCAAUUUUCAUCUUUUAUGGCACAAAAGCUAUUAUAUGAGCCUGAUGCUCCAGACUAUAAAGCAGGUAGCACUAGUCAGUCAUUAUUUGACAAGCUUGCUCCCGAUCCAUCUUUAUCUACCUUUAUGGACGUCUUGACUCAAGUGGAUGAUAUCUUCAACAUGAUCAAUCAUACCGACAGCGAUAGUAAUCAAGUGUUCACCGUCUUUUGUCCAGUGAAUACUGCUUUCAGAAAUGAGCUUGACAUCUAUACCCGUAAUCACCUUCAAGACUUUUUACGCAAUCAUAUUGUACCUAAUAGUAAAGUGGACCCUGACAUGCUAGCUAAAACGGACGAAUUGAAUACUUUACUUGAAGGACAAACCAUAACUGUGAAGCAUCACUUCUUUUCUCAAAAGACUGUACUCAAUGAUCAUGCUCUUGUUGACACAAGUCACGCUGUAGAAGCCAUCAAUGGAAUUGCCUAUAAAAUCGAUCAUUUGUUACGACCUACAGUUGCCAAGAUUCAAUAAACUUGACUUUUCUUAAUUUCAAAUGAUGUACAGUAAAUAUGAGCUCUAAACAGUUUUAUUUCGAUUGUCU
Molecule: messenger RNA, 634 nt
Organism: Rhizopus microsporus ATCC 52813
Lineage: Eukaryota; Fungi; Mucoromycota; Mucoromycetes; Mucorales; Rhizopodaceae
Exons: 1
Coding region: 70-564 (164 amino acids)
Source: RefSeq, a predicted model, not a curated record